Molecule: messenger RNA, 1776 nt
Organism: Lentinula edodes (shiitake mushroom)
Lineage: Eukaryota; Fungi; Basidiomycota; Agaricomycetes; Agaricales; Omphalotaceae
Product: SprT-like family-domain-containing protein
Exons: 13
Coding region: 91-1719 (542 amino acids)
Cellular component (GO): nucleus
Source: RefSeq, a predicted model, not a curated record
UUUAUUUCCACGGAAACAAAAAGAGGUCGUCUUUCAUAUUUCAUCUUCCACCUUUUGCUUGUUUUCUUGUACCUGUUGAAGUCAUCCAACAUGCCUGACAGCAUGCCUCAGGGAAGAUCCUCACUCCUGCGGAGAACUCCCUCCUUGAUACAUAACGUAACUCCCAGUCGCUCAACUGGAAAAACGGUUCAAGAUUUACGGUUGGGCGGCAGCAGUGCGCAGGCCAAUAAACGAGGUAACUCAGAUAUCAACUCUGAGAUAGUGCCGGACAGCGAGGAGGAAAGAUGUCAGCACUCAGAGUCCACGGCAUCUAAAGCUUCUCGAAGGGGUAAAAACGAAGUUGUCAUAAUCUCCUCUGACUCCGAAGGGGACGAAGAAGGCCAGCCUACGGACGAUUAUUCAUUCACUGUGAAUAUGCCAGGUUCAUGGCCUGCAGUGGAUGCGCAGAAGGAUCAUGUGUCUUUUGCCGCAGGUACAGCAAAGAGAAAUUCGCCAUAUCCGAGGAUUGCCAAAAUAUCUAGGAAGUACCGACCUUCCCGUAGAGUCAUCGAGAGCUCGGACUCGGAAAUUGCUAAGGACAAUGUAAACGAGAUCAUCGAGCUCACUGACAGUGAUGAAGAUUCCCCCAGUAACUUCUCUUCUCGAUCACCCUUCAAGCCUACACACAUCUUUCGCAGUCUAAAAAUCCCACUGUAUGCGGAUUCAGACCAUUCGGAUUCAUCUUCUCCUUCGCCUCUUCAUGACGAAGGAAUCUUGGUCUUGGAUGACUCUCGCAAUAGGCGCAAGCCAUUUCUUUUACGAAAUGACCGAGAGGAAGGCUGUUCAACUUCGUUGACUCCGCAACGUGUUGUCGCUGGCCGGAUUAACGUUGCGGUUGAUGUUCGACUCACCCCAGCGUCUGCGGCUGCAAUGUCGCCUUCAAAGAGGCAGCCAAGAAUGGGAAAGAAGGCCGAGGCCACAGCUAAGCUCGAAAGACUGAAAACUUACGCAUUAAACAGAUUUGCUGAUCUUAAUGAGAAGGUUUUUGACAACAAGAUACCAGAUACAACAAAGAUCGAGUGGAACUGUAGGUUCACGACAACAGCUGGCAAGGCUAGUUAUCGCCGGGACAGGGAAGGUGUAACUCACAGUAAGAUUGAACUUGCUAUCAAGAUACUGGACGAAGAACAGCGUAUCGACCGAACACUGUCUCACGAGAUGUGCCAUUUGGCAUCGUGGAUCAUCUCUGAGAAAAUAGACGAAUAUCAUGGCCCAAUUUUCAAAGGCUGGGCCGCAAAAGUGGAACGAAUUUGUCCAGGCAUCGUAGUUUCUACGACGCAUGACUACGAAAUUAAACAUCCUUGGAACUGGAAAUGUGAUUUUUGCUCAUACACCUAUGGUCGCUUCACCAAAUCUAUCAAAACUGAGGUUCAAGGAUGUGGAGCCUGCAAACAAGGACGCCUCAUUCCAUUGUUCGAACAACCAGUUAAACGCGCUCGUAACCCUGGCACACCGAGGAUUAGUCGGAUGGCAGCUAGUAAACCUCGAGACUCUCCAUCUGCCCUUGCUCGCAGUGCAUCCCCAACGAAGCUUUCCACUACCGGGUCUUCGGAUGAUGGACGAGAGGUCGUCUGUGUCCAUGGUUCCGAGUCCGAGUUCGAGCAGGAAGACGAACAAGUUGAAUUUGACCCUCUCGAUAGUCUUGUUACAAAAAUGGCUUCAACAAACCUUUCUGCUUGAAGCCGUGUAGAAUCUCCAGGUUCCAAUUUAUGAAAUUUAUCAUUGACAAGACGCACU